AUGUAGCAUGGAUGUGAAUCACGAAGAUUUGUACUGUUGGAAAGCAGAACAUGUAAAUUGCAGCAUGACGUCUCUAACAAGUUAUGAAGUAGUAGUUUUAUUAUCCGGUGUGCGGUGGAACCUGAUAAAGUCUGGCAUUGACACUCAGAUGGAUUCUAAGGCAUUGCCAAGCUCCAGUUUAAAGACUGCAAAGUCUCCUCAUAAUUCUACAGGGCCAGGAUCUGGUGGGUCUGACACUGAUGGUGUGACUUUGAGAGAAUGGUUGAAAUCUAGGCACUGCAAAGGGAGCAAAACAGAUCAUUUAAGUAUAUUUAGAAAAAUUGUGGAUUUGGUUGAUGGUUCUCACUCUGAGGGAGUUGCAAUGCACAAUCUGUACCCUUCUCAUAUUAAAUUGUUACCAUCAAACCAGGUUAUGUACCUUGGGUUGCCUACUCAGAAAAAGAUAUUAGAUAGUAUUGCAAAUUCUGAAGUUCUUCAGCUAGAGAAUUCUUUUAUUAGGAAAAGGCUGUCAGAGAAGGUAAUAUCUGCCUCUCUUAAUUUGCGGUCGAAGAAACAGAAAUUCAAUGAAAAUGCUAGAGUUGCUGGUGAUUGGAGUCAAUGCCCUCCAAGGACUGACUUGAAUCUUCAAAUUGCCAAUGAUAUUAAAGUCAAUGCGGUGGGAUCACAAGAUUAUUGCAAUGAAUACAAGGAAGAUAUCCAAUUUUCUAAACAUAAUAUGCAGAGCAUGUCUCGCAUCCCUCACAUAUUUAAUGCAGGUCAAUUGCAAUUGAAUUCUUUAAAUGAAAGAUUGGAAGAUAAAUGGUAUGCAAGUCCUGAGGGUGGUUGCACAACAUCAUCAAAUAUCUACUGUCUGGGAGUCCUUCUUUUUGAGUUACUUAAUGAUUUUGACUCAGAAAGAGCACAUAUUGCUGCAAUGUCUGAUCUUGGUCGUAGGAUUCUUCCUUCAGUUUUCCUUUCAGAGUAUCCUAUGGAGGCAGGAUUUUGCCUUUGGAUGAUGCAUCCUGAACCAUCAUCACGUCCAACAAUAAGGGAGAUCCUACAAUCUGAAGUGAUUAAUGGAAUGCGGGAGGUGUACUUUGAGGAAUUAUCAUUAAGUCUUAAUCAAGAUGAUGCAGAAUCAGAAUUGCUAUUGCAUUUCCUCAUCUCACUAGAAGAGCAGAAGCACAUGGAUUCCAACAAAUUGGCAGAAGAAAUAAGAUGCUUGGAAUCAGAUGUAAAAGAGGUUGAGAGGAGACAUGACUUGAGAAAAUCCUUGCUUCCCUCAAGCUUGCAGAACGACUCCUCUCUUCAAAUAGAGAAUGUGUCUCUUCUUAAAGAAUCUUCAAGUUCAGAAACAUUACCACCAGUAUCCACAAUUUCUAAUGCAAAUGAACUGAGAUUGAUGAAAAAUAUGUGCCUACUUGAAAGUGCUUACUUUUCCAUGAGAUCAAAAAUUAAGCUUCCUGAAACAGAUACUGCAACUCACCCAGAUAAAGAUAUACUGAGAAAUCAUGACAAUUGGUGUGUAGCUCAAAAAGACAUGGAACAACAUAAGACGACAGAUACUUUAGGAGCUUUCUUUGAUGGUUUGUGCAAGUCCACACGUUAUAGCAAGUUUGAAGUGCGGGGCAUAGUAAGAAAUACUGAUUUUAACAAUCCUGCAAAUGUAAUCUGCUCUCUGAGUUUUGAUAGGGAUGAAGACUACUUUGCUGCUGCUGGGAUAUCAAAGAAAAUUAAAAUUUUUGAGUUCAAUGCACUUUUCAAUGACUCCAUUGACAUCCAUUAUCCUGUAGUUGAGAUGUCAAACAGAUCAAGGCUCAGUUGUGUUUGCUGGAAUAACUACAUCCAGAACUAUCUUGCCUCGACAGACUAUGAUGGUGCAGUGAAGCUAUGGGAUGCUAACACAGGCCAGGGGUUUUCUGGAUUCACCGAACAUGAAAAGAGGGCUUGGUCUGUUGAUUUCUCUUUGGUAUGCCCUACUAAAUUUGUUAGUGGGAGUGAUGAUUGUUCUGUGAAACUGUGGAGUAUCAAUGAGAAAAAGAGUUUAGCCACAAUCAGGAAUGUUGCUAAUGUCUGCUGUGUUCAGUUCUCUACUCAUUCCUCUCAUUUGCUGGCCUUUGGAUCUGCUGAUUACUCAGCAUAUUGCUAUGAUCUUCGCAAUCUUAGAAGCCCUUGGUGUGUGUUGGCUGGCCAUCGUAAAGCUGUAAGCUACGUCAAAUUCUUGGACUCUGAGACACUUGUUUCUGCAUCAACCGAUAAUAUGUUGAAGAUCUGGGAUCUCAAUAAAACCUCUCCUGUGGGUCUAUCAACUAGUGCUUGCAGCUUAACCUUGUCAGGACAUACUAAUGAGAAGAAUUUUGUGGGUUUAUCAGUUGCUGAUGGAUAUAUAGCAUGUGGUUCAGAAACAAAUGAGGUUUUUGCCUACUAUAAAUCACUUCCAAUGCCAGUCACUUCGCACAGGUUUGGGUCCAUUGAUCCUAUUUCUGGUAAAGAGACAGAUGUUGACAAUGGUCUGUUUGUUUCAAGUGUGUGCUGGAGAGAGAAAUCAGACAUGGUUAUUGCUGCCAAUUCAAGUGGAUGUAUAAAAGUUCUACAGAUGGUUUGAGAGAAAGCUUGCCCUUGAUAAUGGCACCGUUAUAGUUUAGGGUUUAGGGUUCCACAGUUAUAGUGUUUUACCCGUGUCACUCAAGUCAAUCCCAUCAAUUUUCUCCAUGUGUAUCUAAAAUUCUGUUAACAUCAUAAUUUGAUGUAGGAGGGAUUGGUUUCAGGCAUAGUUAGGAGUAGAAACAGUCACAAUCUUAAUCCAGAUCUUCUAAUUUGAAGGUUUGAUUAAACAUAACGAAAGCUUGGACUUUAAACCUGAAUUUCAAUAGAAAAGGCUUGUUAUACAUAAAGUCUCGAGGAUCAAUUUGAAGACUGGAAGCAGAUUCGGCAUGUAAAAGAUUAACACUUAAGAAUGGACAUGGCAGGAAUUUCUACAAACUUUUAGUUUCAAGAUUAUAGUCAAUAUCUCUGAAUUUAGUGUAAAGUGUAUGUUGGAGCUAGCAAUUGUGCACUUGUAAUGAGAUGUUUGUCUCUUAAAGCAUAAAGCAGCUUCAGUAACGCUAACGCCUUCAAAGGAAAGCAUUUUCAAUUUUUCCCCUAUAGUUGCGUGCGUAUGUGUAUAUGACAUUAGCAUUACGGUCUGACCAUGUUAUUAUUUAAUGGCAUCUGGUUGCUGUAAUUUUGCACAAGGAUUCUGUAAAGUUUUGAGGCUAAUGCCUCAAAUUCAUAAUGAGCUAGAUAUUUAUCCGAGUA
Messenger RNA from Glycine soja, 3276 nucleotides. RefSeq names its product protein SPA1-RELATED 2-like. The transcript has 7 exons. The coding region runs from base 8 to 2584 and encodes 858 amino acids. The record is from RefSeq and is a predicted model, not a curated record. Gene Ontology annotation, biological process: photomorphogenesis. Lineage: Eukaryota; Viridiplantae; Streptophyta; Magnoliopsida; Fabales; Fabaceae. Gene Ontology annotation, molecular function: protein binding.